This is a messenger RNA of Cryptomeria japonica (Japanese cedar), 1287 nucleotides long. RefSeq lists its product as uncharacterized. The record is from RefSeq and is a predicted model, not a curated record. Lineage: Eukaryota; Viridiplantae; Streptophyta; Pinopsida; Cupressales; Cupressaceae. The transcript is spliced from 2 exons. The coding region runs from base 131 to 742 and encodes 203 amino acids.
AGUCUUUUUAGGUUUUUUUUUAUUUAAAAAAAAUUAUAAAUAAAUUGUUCGGUCCAUUGCAUGAGGUUCAGCUUUCCUUAAAGCCUGCGUUUUAUAUAGUUUUUGAUACGAAAACAGCUUUUCUUGAAAGAUGGCAGGGGAAGAAAGAAAUCUCUCUGUAUUGGGCUGUGGAGAUCCCAAUGGCAGUGUUUGUAAAAAUACAGGAUGUGAUGAGAAUAAAAAUGAUGGUAUUCAGUUUAGGAGACAAAAUCUUCCUAAGGUGGGCAGAAAGAAGCAUUUGCUUCAGAAGCAAAGGUCAUGUAAUGAACUGUCAAGAGAAGAAGCAUGGCUGAGAAAGAAGGAUCAGGUGGUGUGUGAAAAAGAGAGCAGGGCAGUGAAUAGAAGUGUUUCAGACUGCGGGGACAGAUCAAGGUGUCUCAGGGAUGAAGAUCUGGAGGAGCUUAGGGGAUGCAUUGAUCUAGGUUUUAGGUUUAGCUUUGAUGAAGAUCAUGAUCAUCUCUGCAAUACUUUUCCUGCUUUGGAUUUGUACUAUGCCAUUAAUAGGCAAUUCAAUGUUUCAAAGUCUAAGUCUUCUCCAGAGAGCAGUUCUGUGCAUGGAUCAGAAUCUUGUGCUCAAAGCCCUUCAAGUCCACUCUCUGAUGCAUGGAAAAUUUCUAGUCCAGGUGAAAAUUCUCAGGAGGUGAAGACCAAGCUGAGACACUGGGCACAAUUAGUUGCAUGUUCUGUUCGUGAGUCCUGUUGAGAGGUGCUUCAUUUAUAUACAGUCACAAUGUUUUUGAAAAAUCUGAGGUCUAACAUUAUAGAUUGAUAUAUUAAUAUAGUAGUCCCUUCACAUGUCCACAAUAUUGGGCUUCUUUAGUUUUGUGCUUUAGGGUAGAGGGACUGGUUUGACAGAUUCUCAUAUAUCCAUAAUAUUGGGCUUCUUUAGUUUUGUGCUUUAAGGUAGAGGGACUGGUUUGACAGAUUUGUUUUCAUUUUUUUCCUUGAAGAUUUUAAAGGGUUUUUGGGUCUGGAUCAGGUCUAACAUAAUGAGUGCCUGUUUUGCUUGGGAGGAAACAGUGUUAACAGUGAGGCCACUAAUAGGCUUCUUGAACAACUUGACUAGCAAUCAUUUGGUGUGAGUCUAAUCACAACUAGACAGCUAUUUAUGUAUUUAUAUAACUCAUUUAUAAUAUGAAUAUAUAUAUAACAGACUGAUGAAACAUCAGCAUUUUAAUAAGCAAUGUAAUUUGUUGUGGAAUUCAUACUUUUCUUUUCAGAAUUCUAAUAUACAAUAAUAUUAUUUAA